CGGGCAAAUAUCUUUGGAUCUUUCUUGGUGUGGAUGAGAACAGCGGCGGCGACCAGUCUGAAAGCUGGAGAGUCUGGACCCCAUUUGUAAUAGUUUGCUGUUGUCUCUGUCCACCAUGGCGUCUCUUCCUCCCCAUCUCAUCUUCAAACCCGUGGCUGGGUUGGCCAAGAAGGCUCCAGCUGUGAUUUGCGUCCAGGAAUGGUGGGGUAUCAACGCGGCCAUCAAGGGGAUAGCGCAAAAGAUCGCCGAUAAGACGGGAGCCGAAGUCUAUUUACCGGAUCUCUACAAGGGAAAGGUUGGUGUCAACCAAGAAGAAGCCAGUCAUCUCAUGAACAAUCUGGACUUUAAGAACGCCGUCAAUGAGAUGGAACUCCUCUGUAAAGAUAUCAUUCGAAAGGAAGAUGCCGACCGAAAAGUUGGUGUCUGUGGAUUUUGUAUGGGCGGUGCCUUAACCCUGGCAACAGCUGCUUUGAUUGAGAAACCUUUGGAUGCUUGUGCUCCCUUUUAUGGAAUCCCUCCAGCCGAAUUGUGCGAUGUCGCUGUGCUGAAAAAGAAAACACCCGUUCAAGGACAUUUUGGAGACAAGGACGGCAUGGCUGGGUUCAGUGACAAGGCAUCCGCAGACAAGCUGGAAGAAACCCUCAAGAAUGCCGAGGGCGACAAGGAAGCGACCAUUUUUCAUUACCCCACCGAAGGACAUGCCUUCAUGAACGAUGAUGAAUUCUCAAAAGAACAGAGAAAGCUUCUGAAAUUUGAUGGAGAUUACACUGAUGAAGCUCGAGAGCUUGCUUGGGGCCGCCUCACCGAGUUCUUAAAGAAGAAUCUCUUCUAAGAGAUUGUGAAGCCCAAAGCACCCACCAAUCUACACCAGAGUUCGUCAAACUCUAAGCGCGCAACAAUCUAAGUAAGAGGCUCCGCGCAACGAAAUUGUCGACACCAGCAGGCCAAGUACUUUUUCUCCCACGACGAAUUAUCCUUUUAGUCAAGCAACAUUUUUUACUUAGCUUACAUCUUUUUAGCUU
This is a messenger RNA of Seminavis robusta, 1022 nucleotides long. NCBI's taxonomy places the organism in Eukaryota, Bacillariophyta, Bacillariophyceae, Naviculales, Naviculaceae. The record is from the annotation of a GenBank genome assembly.